UCAUCUCAAAAAAAUGAAACAUCAAAAUGGGAAAAACAUUCUAGCUGUGUAGUUGGUAAACAAGACCAUAGGAUAUUCAAAUGGCUUUGCCGGAAACAUGUUCAUAGACGAUAACGUUACGUAGACUCCUUACUCUACCUAGUUAGCUAGCUAGUUUGUUAGCUUUUACACAGCCACAGUAAACGCAACAAUGUUGUUUCUUCGGUUCCUGGCGGUGGCAGGUGUUUCCCUCUUGCAGCCAGGCUUAGCUGAAGGCUCGGAUAGCAAAGGAUGGGCAGGCAGAGGAAGAGGGUGGUGACCGGGGAGGCUGACCCACCUCCCACGAGGAAAGACGAGAAGCCUGCUGCCCUGUUCCGCAAAGAAAAGAAAAAGAAACUCGACAUAGGCAAAAUCUUCAUCAACAUUUCCAUCGGCCUCUGCAUCUUCAGUCUUAUCUGGUUUUUCUACGCCCUUUACAUGAGGUCCUUGCUUGCCAAACGAGUUGUGACUUUGCACCAGUCACCUCGCGUCCUUGAUGCCAACAGCACAAGCGCCAAAGUGUCCCCUGAGAGGUUUUGGGGCUCCUACCGACCCCAGGUCUACUUUGGGAUGAAAACCAGGAGCCCAAGAUCUGUUGUCACAGGGAUGAUGUGGAUGCGCCAGUUCUCCGAGGUGGACGUGAACCUGAGGCACACUUGCGAGCAGGGCGACCGGCUGCAGGGCUACGGCUGGCUGAUGCACGACGGCCUGAGCUUCGGGGUGCAGGAGAUCCGCGACAACGACUUCACCCUCACCACGGAGUUCGUCAAGCGGCCGGGCGGCGAGCAUGGAGGGGACUGGACCUGGAGGAUCACAGCCAAGCAGCAUAGUUCUGCUCCACAUGCACCAGUCAUUUCCCUGAUGUUCUACGCUGCUGCUGACAUCCAGGGUUCCCUGGAGGCCCACGUGGAAGAGAGAAACCGUCUGGGUUCCAUCACUGGGUUCUCUGAAGAGCUAGGGAACUUCAAGAUCACUUUCCUCAAACCAGUUGCCGGGGAGUCCUCCAGUGCCAAGUAUGCCAGCUACAAUUACCUCCAGACUGUGUCGCCAGGCUUGGAGAUGCUGACGGACAUUGUGAGGAACAGCUUGAAGCGCCGGUUCGUCUACAGUCCCCCCACUGGCGAGAAGAGGCAGUAUAUUGCGGUGGACACCUAUAAGCCUCCGCACCAGCAGAAACCAGCCGACCUCAGAAAGGAGAGCGACUUCGUCCUGCACCAAGUGACUGUCCAGACGCCCUUCCAGAUCGAGGUCCUGUUCGAGUCCGGAAGCUUCCGCAACCGCCCUAACCAGCUUUCGGCCGCGGCCAUGACGGAGGAGCUGGAGAGGCGGAAGGCGGCGUUCGACACUAAGUUCGAGAGGACGUUUGGCCUCCAGGCUAAAGGCUUGGGCCCGGCCCAGGUGAAGUUCAGCAAGGCGGCGUUGAGCAACACGCUAGGCGGAAUGGGCUACUUCUACGGGCAGUCUGUGGUCCAGUCGGCUUACAACGAGUACCCCCUGCUCUAUCCCGAGGGCGCCCUGUACACGGCCGUGCCCUCCCGCUCCUUCUUCCCCCGCGGGUUCCUGUGGGACGAAGGCUUCCACCAGUUGCUGCUAAGCAAGUGGGACCCCCAGGUGACGCGGGAGGUAAUGGCUCACUGGCUGGACCUGAUCAACGUGGAGGGCUGGAUCCCCCGGGAGCAGAUCCUCGGGGAUGAGGCACGUAGCAAGGUCCCCGGCGAGUUUGUGGUCCAGCGUAACGAGAACGCCAACCCGCCCACCCUCUUCCUGGCCCUGCAGACGCUGGCAGAGCAGCUCUCGGCCAGCCCGGACGGCGAGUCGUCUCGGCCGACCCUGCCGUUCCUCCGGAGGCUCUACCCCAGGCUCCAGACGUGGUUUGAGUGGUACAACACCACCCAGACGGGCCCGCUGCCCAAUUCCUACCGCUGGCGGGGCCGCGACAAGGACACCAACCUCUUCCUCAACCCGAAGACUCUGACCUCCGGCUUGGACGACUACCCGCGGGCCUCGCACCCGUCCGCGGAAGAACGCCACGUCGACCUGCACUGCUGGAUGGCCAUGGCGUCGGGCGUCAUGGCCCGGGUGGCCCGUCUGCUCGGAGAGCCCCACUGGGAGUACGAGCGCACCCACGAGACGCUCAGUGACAACGCUCUACUAGAAGACCUCCACUGGUCGGAGCAGCUCCGCGCGUUCAGCGACUACGGCAACCACACCCAGGCGGUGUCCCUGCAGCAGGAGAAGGUGUACGUGCCCCCCGGGCAGCCGAGGCACCAGUUCCCGGUGGCGCGCCUGGUGCGCUCGGUCCGCCGGGCCCCCAAGCCGCAGUUCGUCAAAGCCCUGGGCUACGUCAGCCUGUUCCCGUUCCUGCUGCACGUCCUGACGGCCGACUCGCCCAAACUGGAGCACAUCCUGCGGGACAUGAGGGACGAGGACAAGCUCUGGACGCCCUACGGCCUGCGUUCGCUCUCCAAGGCCGACCCGCUCUACAUGAAGCGCAACACGGAGCACGACGCCCCCUACUGGCGAGGCCCCAUUUGGAUCAACAUCAACUACCUCGCUGUCAGGGCCCUGCACCACUACGGCAACACGGAGGGGCCAUACCGGGAGAAGGCGGCCGCCCUCUAUCAGGAACUCAGGACUAACAUCAUGAACAAUGUGUACAGACAGUACGCGGAGACGGGUUACAUCUGGGAACAGUACAACGACAGCACGGGAAGGGGACAGGGGAGCCACCCGUUCACCGGCUGGUCGGCGCUAACCGUUCUGAUAAUGGCCGAGCAAUACUGACAGAAACACGUGAUCUCGCUUUUUGUAAGAUGUCCUCUUCAAAUGUGCCAUUUUUACUCCCUCCCUCAUUGUUCUUAGCUGGCAUUCUGGUUGAGUGUGGAAAUUCAGAUUUUCUUCAUAUGACUUUCCCAAAUAAGAAAGUGUCUCUGAGAUACACAGGGCCGUGCAUACCUUCCAGAAGACAGGUGCUUUCAUUAUUCAUAGGGCAAUUCACACUUAAAUGCCUCAGUAGUUGAAAAAGAAACAUCCAUCCAUUGGCCUAAGCAAGCUAGUGCCUCACUUUAUUGACAUCAGGAAAAGAGGGCAUGCCUAUCAGCUGAUAAUAGCGGUUGAUGAUUGAUGUAAAUGCUGUCGAAUCUGUUUGUAAGGUCCAACCUUCUGUGAUCUGGUCUCUCAAGUGAAGCACGUUUGGAGACUAGGUGCGCCCGUGUUCCUUCAGCACAGACCAGGAUAUAGACACAACCGUCUGUGUGUGAUCUCUACAGGGCUUACCAACUUGCUCAGGCUGUGUUCAAUACAGCCCCAAAAAGCGCCACCACCCAAAAAGGCAGUUGGCAACUCGGAGAGUGUAUGUACAAGUGUAUAGGCACAUGCUGGCACCUACCAAUGUCUGUUACUGAGACCCCAGAAAAUGUAUUUCUGGAAUAACCCAUUUACUGUUCUGCUUGACUGACAGCAAUUUGUUUUGUUGGCUGAUGCCCUUCAAUAACUAAAUGACCUAAAGAUAAUGGUUUUCGUGUUAGUCUCAUCAUCCAGGCAGUAUCAUAUCCAUAAUACCAACCGAAGGGUUUAUGAACCUUUCAGUCCGACAAUCACACACUUUUGAUCAGUCUCAACUGUUAUCUGUUGAACUAAAUAGGAUAAUCUUUUUAAGAAUGUCUAUAUAUCUGUCUUAAAUAUUCGAUUCUUGGUAACUCAAGGUUCUUUUGGUUUCUGGUUGCUUUUAAUUUGAAGUCCCAUCAGACAAUCUUGUCUGAACCUAUACACUGAGGCAUACAUGCAUUUUCUUUGCCCAAAUGUUACACUGCCCACAUUCUUGUUUAGGUUAAUAAAAGAUGUUUAGCAUUUCCGCCGAUUGAAAGAAGACAUUGUUCACAUCCGUCACAUCUUCAGUUAGGGUAAUAAACACUAUCUCUGCUGAUUUUCUUUUCAGUGUCUGCAGGAAGGAUGUCAGUGUUGCUUGUAUAAAAUGUGAUCUAUGUCUA
Messenger RNA from Esox lucius (northern pike), 4007 nucleotides. It is a transcript of the gene mogs, whose product is annotated as mannosyl-oligosaccharide glucosidase. Gene Ontology annotation, biological process: oligosaccharide metabolic process; protein N-linked glycosylation. Gene Ontology annotation, cellular component: endoplasmic reticulum membrane. NCBI's taxonomy places the organism in Eukaryota, Metazoa, Chordata, Actinopteri, Esociformes, Esocidae. The transcript has 5 exons. The record is from RefSeq and is a predicted model, not a curated record. Gene Ontology annotation, molecular function: Glc3Man9GlcNAc2 oligosaccharide glucosidase activity. Bases 271 to 2802 code for a protein of 843 amino acids.